Molecule: messenger RNA, 1347 nt
Organism: Mercenaria mercenaria
Lineage: Eukaryota; Metazoa; Mollusca; Bivalvia; Venerida; Veneridae
Product: DNA ligase 1-like
Exons: 1
Coding region: 70-1266 (398 amino acids)
Source: RefSeq, a predicted model, not a curated record
GGACUUUGAGUGAAAAGUAGUAGCAGCAGCAGUGAUAGUAGUGACAGUGAAGAAAGUAGUGAGGAAGAAAUGGAGUUAGAGAAAGAGUUAGAGUUAAGUGAUGAUGAGUUUGAGAGUUUCCAGGAAGAAAGUUAUUUAAAAGAAGUGAAAAUGUACGAGUUAGAUGAAUAUGAAAAGAAGAAAGAUGAACAGAAAAGAAAAAUUGAUCAAGAAAAGAAGGAAUUUAUUGAAAAAGAAAGGUUGGAGAGGGAAAAACAAAAGGAGGUUGAAAGACAAUUGAAAGAUAGAGAAGAUAAUGAAAGGAAACAGAAGGAAGAAAAAGAAAGGAAGGAAAAGGAGGAAAAAGACAGGAAAGAGAAAGAAAAGAAGGAAAAUGAGGAAAAAGAAAGGAAAGAAAAAGAAAAGAAGGAAAGAGAGGAAGAAGAAAGGAAAGAAAAAGAAAAGAAGGAAAAAGAAAGGAAAGAGAAAGAAAAGAAGGAGAGAGAGGAAAAAGAAAGAAAAGAUAAGCUAGAGAAAGAAAGGAAGGAAAAAGAAAAGAAGGAAAAAGAGGAAAAAGAAAAAAAGGAAAAAGAGGAGAAAGAUAGAAAGGAAAAAGAAAGAAAGGUGCAUGAGGAAAAAGAAGAGAAGGCGAGACAGGAGAAAGAGAAGAAGGAAAAAGAGGAGUUACAGAAAAAGAAGGAAGCCGAGGAGAAACAAAUAAAUGACAAGAAAAUUAGAAAGGAAAAGGAAAAUCAGAAAUCAAAGAAUGAGGAAAAUGAAAGGAAGGAAAAAGAGGAGAGAGAGAGACAGAAAAAUCAGGAAGAAAUUAGGAGAGAAGGAGAGAAAAAGGACAAAAAUGAAAAAGAAAGUAAGAAAAAGGAGGAAAAACAAAAAGAAGGGGAAAACAAGAAUAAGAAUGAGAAAGACAAAGAAAGUAAGAAAAAGGAUGAAAAACUAAAAGAGUGUGAAAAGAAGGAUAAGAAUGAGAAAGACAAAGACAGUAAGAAAAAGGAGGAAAAACAGAAAGAAGCUAUGAAAAGGAAGACAGAUGAACAUAAGAAAUCUGAUAAAGAUAAAAUACUUAAGAACUCGUAUAGAGAAAUCGAAAUAAAAGAGGAUGAAGAGAUGAUAGACAUAGAGAAUGUCCAGGAAAUGAAAGAAAAUAGAAGAAACAGAAAGAGAAAACUAGUAUGUGAAAAGAUUGACAAAGAAUUUCUAGAAAAUGAUGGAUAUGAAUAUGAAAUUAUAACAAUUAUCAAGAAAUAUAAAAUAGAAAACAGAUGUUAAAGGAAAACUGAUGUGAUAACUAAUACAGAAAACAGAUUGUUGGAGAUCAAGAUGACUAAAGGAUUAACGUAACAUUAACAU